Molecule: messenger RNA, 2359 nt
Organism: Erinaceus europaeus (western European hedgehog)
Lineage: Eukaryota; Metazoa; Chordata; Mammalia; Eulipotyphla; Erinaceidae
Gene: NAALADL1
Product: N-acetylated alpha-linked acidic dipeptidase like 1
Exons: 18
Coding region: 1-2226 (741 amino acids)
Molecular function (GO): carboxypeptidase activity
Source: RefSeq, a predicted model, not a curated record
AUGCAGUGGGUGAAGGUGCUGGGUGGUGUUCUGGGAGGUGCUGCCCUCCUGGGGCUGGGCAUCAUUCUGGGCCACUUUGCCAUCCCCAAGAAGCCCACCACGGCUAGCUCCAAGGAGGCCCAGGACCUGGACCUGAAGCUCCUGGAGUCUGUCCUGGGCCAGUUGGAUGCCAACAGGAUCCGGGACAACCUCAGGGAGCUCGCCCGGGCCCCUCACCUGGCCACCAGCCCCCGGGACGAGGAGCUGGUGCAGCUGCUGCUACAGCGUUGGGAGGACCCCAAGUCGGGCCUGGACGUGGCCGUGGCCCCCCAGUACCAGGUGCUGCUCUCCUUCCCCGACACCCAGCCAAACAGCGUGUCCGUAGUGUCGCCCUCGGGAGAAAUCCUGUUCUCCUGCCGCCAGAGCGAGGAGAACCUGACCGGAGAGCAGGGGGGCUCUGAAGUGGUACGUCCCUAUGCAGCAUACGCUCCACCCGGCACCCCCCAGGGCCUCCUCAUCUAUGCCAACCGCGGCUCAGAAGACGACUUUAAGGAACUCCAGGCCCAAGGCAUCAACCUCACCAACACCAUCGCCCUGACCCGUUAUGGGGGUGUGGGGCGUGGGGCCAAGGCCAUCAACGCCGCCAAAUUUGGGGUGUCUGCAGUGCUGGUGUACACGGACCCGGCUGACAUCAAUGAUGGGAAGAGCCUGCCCAACGAGACUUUCCCACAUUCCUGGGGCUUGCCACCCUCAGGGGUGGAGCGAGGCUCUUACUAUGAGCGUUUUGGGGACCCCCUGACACCCUAUCUUCCAGCCAGCCCCUCCUCCUUCCGCCUGGAGCCGUCUACUGUCUCUGGAUUCCCCCCCAUCCCCACCCAGCCCAUUGGCUUCGGGGACGCACAGGAACUUCUGUGCAACCUACAGGGGUCCGUGGCUCCAGCAGCCUGGCAGGGAGCACUGGGCUGUGAGUACAAGCUGGGACCUGGCUUCCAGCCUGGUGGGAACUUCAAAGACAGCCAGGUGAAUGUCAGUGUCCACAACCGCCUGGAGCUGAAGAACUCCUCCAACGUCCUGGGGAUCAUCCGUGGGGCCGUGGAGCCCGACCGCUACGUGCUGUAUGGAAACCACCGCGACAGUUGGGUACAUGGGGCUGUGGACCCCAGCAGUGGCACCGCUGUCCUCCUGGAGAUCUCCCGCGUCCUGGGGACUCUGCUGAAGAAAGGCACCUGGCGUCCUCGCAGAUCCAUCGUGUUUGCGAGCUGGGGGGCAGAGGAGUUCGGGCUCAUUGGCUCCACCGAGUUCACGGAGGAGUUCUUCAGCACGCUGCAGGAGCGCGCCGUGGCCUACAUCAACGUGGACAUCUCGGUGUUCGCCAACGCCACCCUGCGGGUGCAGGGGACGCCCCCGGUCCAGAGCGUGGUCUUCUCGGCUGCCAAGCAGAUCACCGCACCAGGCCCCAACAAACUCAGCGUCUACGACAACUGGAUUCGAUAUUUCAAUCGUACCAGCCCGGUGUACGGCUCUAUUCCCAGCCUGGGCACUCUGGGCGCUGGCAGCGACUACGCGCCUUUCCUUCACUUCCUGGGCAUCACCUCCAUGGACAUCGCCUACACCUAUGACCGGAGCAAGACCUCAGCCCGGAUCUACCCCACUUACCACACAGCCUUUGACACCUUUGGUUACGUGGACAAGUUUGUGGAUCCUGGCUUCAGUAGCCACCAGGCUGUAGCCCGGAUGGCGGGGAGCGUGCUCCUUCGGCUCAGUGACAGCCUCUUCCUGCCUCUCAGUGUUGUUGACUACAACGAGACCCUCCACAACUUCCUCAGGGCCGCCCAGCAGGACCUCGCGGCCCUGUUGGAGCAGAGAGGCAUCAGUCUGGGGCCUCUGGUGACCGCGGUGGAAAAGUUUGAGAAGGCGGCUGCGGCUUUGAAUCAACGCAUAUCAGAGCUGCAGAAGAGCCAACCCAACCCUCUGCAGGUCCGGAUGCUCAAUGACCAGCUGAUGCUCUUGGAACGGGCCUUCCUGAACACGCGGGCCUUCCCGGAGGAGCUCUACUACAGCCAUGUGCUCUGGGCACCUCGGACCGGCCCCGUAGUCACAUUUCCAGGCCUGGCCAACGCCUGUGCCCGGGCCACCAGUGCAGGCUCCGGACCUGCUGAGUGGGCCGAGGUACACAGACAGCUCAGCAUCAUCGUGGUAGCCCUGGAGGGCGCGACAGCCACCCUGACCUCUGUGACAGACCUCUAACCCCAGCCCUCUCUUGGGCUCUCCACCACCACCCUUUUACGGAAGGCGGAGAGUAAGAGACAGCGUGGUGGAAACGGCGAAAACCCCAACUGCUCUUCUUUGGUGGUGGGUGGGUGAGGAUGGGAAUGUAUGA